AUGUCAUGGGGGGUGAAUAGGGGCACUAAACAAAAAGAUGUGAAAGCCUUUUUGAACUCUAACAAGUGCAGCCUGGUUUGCCUUCUUGAAACCAAGGUCAAAGCCAAGAAUUUGGGGGCUUUGUACCUUAAUUUGCUUGCUGGUUGGGCAUUCACUUCCAAUAGCAUGUGUCACCCUGUGGGUAGGAUCAUUCUUUCCUGGAAUCCAUCUGAAUUUCAGGUGAAUCCUUACUUUUGUUCUAGUCAGUUAAUUCACUGUGACAUCAAUACCAAAAAUGGUACUACCUUUGCCUAUUCUUUUAUAUAUGCUCACAACUCUCAGCAUGAGAGAGUUUCUCUAUGGAAAGAUCUUUGUACUCUUGCUGGAAACAUCAAUGGUGCUUGGAUCAUGAUGGGGGACUUUAACUGUGUGCUUAAUACAGAUGAAAGGGUAGGUAGUGCAGUUAGAUUGAAUGAGAUUCAAGAUUUCCAGAAUUGUGUCAACUGUUGUGGAACGGAGGAUGCAAAGUUGAAUGGUAAUUUCUUUACUUGGAACAAUAAACAGCAGGGCAGUAGGAGGGUUUUCUCAAAACUGGAUAGAGUCAUGAUUAAUCAUGACUGGUGCACUCAGUUUCCAAACACUGAGGUAUGUUUUAAAAAUGAGGGUUAUUUUGAUCAUUGUCCUGGCAUCAUUUCUGUGUAUCCUCACCUUGAUGUGGGGAAAAAACCUUUCAAGUUCUUUCCUAUGUGGCAAGCAGCACCACAGUAUAAUGAAAUUAUAAAGCUAGCAUGGAACAAGAAUAUUCUUGGUACCCCUAUGUACCAAGUGGUACAGAAAUUGAAAAAUGUGAAAAUUGCUUUGAAAAAACUGAAUAAGGAGGGGUUUGGAGAUAUUGAAGCUUUGGAGGCUAAAACUGCUCAUGCCUUGCAAUUGCUCCAAGAUGAGUUGCAUCUUAACCCUGCUGAUAAUGUGAUAGCUGACAAAGAAAAACAGGCUCAACAUGAUUAUAUGGUGGCUCAUAAAGCCAUGAUUAGCUUUCUUGCUCACAAAGCUAAAGAUAGGUGGGUUAAAGAAGGGGAUGAGAACACUGCAAUGUUCCACAAAUAA
Molecule: messenger RNA, 1086 nt
Organism: Spinacia oleracea (spinach)
Lineage: Eukaryota; Viridiplantae; Streptophyta; Magnoliopsida; Caryophyllales; Amaranthaceae
Exons: 1
Coding region: 1-1086 (361 amino acids)
Molecular function (GO): catalytic activity
Source: RefSeq, a predicted model, not a curated record